Aureobasidium vineae is the source of this 1377-nucleotide messenger RNA. Lineage: Eukaryota; Fungi; Ascomycota; Dothideomycetes; Dothideales; Saccotheciaceae. The record is from the annotation of a GenBank genome assembly.
AUGGACCAUCUAGACACUUUCCAUCGAGGCGACGGCUGGUCAAAUGAUGGCCCAGCAGGCUAUACUCAGAUGGACUACUACUCCGGUUCAUUUGCCAUUCAAUACCUUCAGCUGCUUUACGCCAAGCUUGCAGGUGACUCCGACCCAAAGAGAGCAGAAGAGUACCGCGACAGAGCCCGCAAGUAUGCUCUUGACUUUGCGCAUUACAUGGAUCCCGAAGGUCAUGCUAUCCCGUUCGGACGAAGUUUGACAUAUCGCUUUGCAACCGUAGGCUUCUGGGCCGCCGUAGCUUUUGCAGAAGUUGAGCUGCCUGCUCCACUGUCGUGGGGCGUGGUCAAGGGUAUGCUUCUACGAAACUUGCGAUGGUGGUCCAAACAUCCAGAUGUUUUCCAGCCGAACGGUAUGCUCAACAUUGGUUACACAUACCCGAACUACUACCUGGCUGAGAACUACAACUCUCCUGGUUCACCAUAUUGGUGCAUGUUGGCUUUUGCUCCUCUGGCGCUGCCGAAAGAGCAUCCGUUCUGGACCUCGAAGGAAGAGCCGCAUCCUUUCAGAUCGGCGACCCCUUCGCUUCCAGAGAUCAAAGCUCUGAGGUACCCCUUGCACAUCAUGGUGCAUAAGGCUGGACACACNUUUUUGCUCUCCUCGGGUCAGAAGUGCCAUUAUCCGCUCAAGUCUACCCAAGCCAAGUAUGGACAUUUCGCAUACAGUGCUUCCUUCGGCUACAGUGUGCCAACAGGCGGCUACACCAUUGAACAGUAUGUUCCAGAAUCCGCUUUGGCUCUGAGUGAUGAUGGAGGCGAGAUGUGGAAGAUGCGUCGUGACGUCGAGAAUGCUGAGUUGAACACCAAGGAUGGCUCGCCAUAUCUGUACUCGGAGAUGAGGCCUUGGUCAGACGUCAAGGUUCGUACUUGGUUGCUUCCACCUACUGACGAGGCACCUUCCUGGCAUCUGCGCGUGCACCACGUACAAUCGGGUAGAGCUCUGCAGAGCUAUGAGGGUGCCUUUGCUAUCAAAGGCACGGCGAAGAAUACUGGACGUGCGCUGGGCGCCUUGUCUUCUUCGUCACCACACGAAGGUAUUGCGGCCAGCCAAGCAUCCGCCUUGACAGUGUCAGAGGCUGGUGUUGUCGGCAUUGUUGACUUGCAAGCACCAAGACUUGGCAAGGUGCUCGAAGUCGAUGCCAACUCCAACCUGAUCGAAGCUCGUACUGUGCUUCCUUCUUUGGGUAUGGAUAUCGAGCCUGGCAAGGAUGUAUACUUUGUCACGGCUGUUUUUGCCAUGCCGGCUUCGGAAGGUUGGACGGAGAGAUGGCGUCGGGCAUGGGAGAAGAAGCCAGUGCUUCCCACUUGGGUGAAAGAGGCCAUGAGAUAG